This is a messenger RNA of Paramecium octaurelia, 1968 nucleotides long. The record is from the annotation of a GenBank genome assembly. Lineage: Eukaryota; Ciliophora; Oligohymenophorea; Peniculida; Parameciidae.
AUGAUUGGAAAAAAAGAAAUAUAAAUUUCUAAUGCCACUAGAGAUAGAGUUGAAGCUUGUAGAUUAUACAUAGAACGUAUUCAUUCCUCAUUAUAUUUUCAAGGCAAAUACGCAAAAUAAAUAUAAGAAGAAAAAUAAUAAUCUGAAGGAUGGCAGUAAUUAUCUAAAUUAAUGGAUGCUUUGCAUAUGAAUCCAAAAGAGUAAGAAAUUAUUAAAAAAGAAAUUCUAAAAAAAGAAGCAGAAUAAAUGAGAAAAAAGUAUUCAAAUUUCAAAUUUAAUAGGCGGACUAAAUUGAGCAUUGAAGAUUUUCAACCUCUGGCCAUUAUAGGUAGAGGAGCUUUUGGUGAAGUUAGAUUGUGUAGACAUGUGACCUCUUAGUAAAUAGUUGCAGUAAAGAAAAUGAAAAAGCAUGAAAUGAUAUUUAAGAACUAAAUUGGUCAUGUGACUAAUGAAAGAAAAGUUUUAGAAGAAGCAAAAGGAAAUAAUUGGAUUGUUGAGAUGAAAUGUUCAUUUUAAGAUGAAAAAAAUUUAUAUUUAGUGAUGGAAUAUUUACCUGGAGGAGAUUUGAUGACAUUGCUCAUGAAAAAGGAUAUACUUUCAGAGGCAGAAGCUCGUUUUUAUAUGGCAGAAUUAGUUUAAGCAGUUGCAUCUGUUCAUAAAUUAGGAUUUAUACAUAGAGAUUUAAAACCAGACAAUAUUUUAUUAGAUAACAAUGGACACAUAAAACUAUCCGACUUUGGUUUAUGCAAAGAUGCCGAUCUUCAUUUUGAUAAACCAGUGUUCUCUUAAAAAUUUAAGUCUAAACAGACAAGAAGAGAAGUAAAAAAAUUAAAUAUAUUUUAGAAAGCAUUUUCAACAGUUGGGACUCCUGAUUACAUAGCUCCCGAAGUGUUUUUGUAAUAAGGGUAUGAUGGGUCAGUUGAUUGGUGGAGUGUUGGAGUCAUUUUAUAUGAAAUGCUUGUUGGAUAUCCUCCAUUUUAUACGGAUAAUCCUUCAACAACAUGCUAAAAUAUCAUUCGAUUUCAGUAAUGCUUUACAUUUCCAGAAGAACCAAAAGUGUCUUAAUUAGCCAAAGAUUUAAUUAGUAAGUUAGUUUGUGAUGCAAGUACUCGUUUAACAUAUGAUUAAAUUAUAAGACAUCCUUGGUUUGGUGGGGUGUCUAUUUUAAAAAUAAGAGACAUGAAGGCUCCUUACAUUCCAACUAUUCGAAGUGAAUUGGAUACUAGCAAUUUUGAUAAAUAUGAAGAGGAGGAGCCAUGGAUAAAUAAGGGAUAGAAGAGUGUCAAAAAAGAGAUGACUUUCGUUGGUUAUACUUAUAAACAAGAAGACUUUGAAGAAAAGAGACCAAUUUAUAAGGCCCUAGAAGAAUUAGAGUUAUCAAGACCAUCUAAUUCUAGAGGAAAUACAAAAACAACAAAUUCUCCUUUCUAAAGUCCCAAUUUAUAAUUUAAGAGCCAAUUAAAUAACAAAACUCCUUUAACCUAAUAGAUUAAAACAGUAAGUGCUACCUAAUCCCCCUUUACAAAAUAAUAAACUGUCUCUCCUAUGCCUUUAAGCAAAAACCAAAAUUUUCAAAAAUCUUUCUUAAAUAAUAGACUUCAAACAGAAUAAAAUGAAAGUUUCCACACUAACAAUUAAUAAUAGAAUCUAAUAACAUAAGGAAAUUUAGCAAAUUUCAACAAUGAAAACACAAAUCCCAAUUCAAAUGUUCAAAACAUUAAGAACUUUAUUUUCUCUAAGAUAUAGUAGCAUACAAGCAACUAACCCUUAAACACUAAUGUUGGCAAUAUUUAAAAAACUGUUCAAUUUAAUGAGCUUUAAAAACUUGUUUAAAAUCAGAAACUUAGGCCAGAUAAACCAGAUUAGGAAUAAACUAAGGUUUUUAGUAAUGCAAACAACAAUAUUAGUUCACUAAAAUAAAACAUUAUCAAUUAAUUCAGAGCAGUCAGCCCUUUAACUAAACGAUGA